AUGGCUUCUAUUAAAGAGGAGAGUGAAGAUGUGAAGAUUGAAGAAACAUUCAGAGUCAAACAAGAAGAUACUGAGAAACAAACAAAGAUGAUGUUUAUUAAAGAGGAGAGUAAAGAUAUGAAGACUGAAGAAACAUUCAGAGUCAAACAAGAAGACACUGAGGAACAAACAGACCUGAUGGCACUGAAAGAAGAGAGUCAAAACCUGAAUGAAAACAAAGAGAAAAAUCUGAGUGAUGAGAAGCAUCAGGAUUUCAUAACUGAAGAAAAAUCUUUCAGUUGCACACAGUCAAAAACGAUUUCCAUUCGAAAAAAAGCUCAGAAAACAGGAUCUGGGAAGUUCAUCUGCAAACAGUGUGGAAAAAGUUUCAUUCGAAAAGCAUCUCUUAAAGUACAUGAAUUUAUUCACACUGGAGAAAAGCCUUUCACCUGCCCUCAGUGUGGUAAGGGUUUUUCACAAAGAUCAGCAUUGUAUCCCCACAUGAGAACUCACACUGGAGAGAAGCCUUUCACAUGCCAGCAAUGUGGACAAAGCUUCACUGAAAGAGGACACCUUCAGGUUCACAUGAGACUUCACACUGGAGAAAAGCCUUUCACCUGCCAACAGUGUGGAAAAGGUUUCAGUCAAAAUGAAACCCUUAAAACCCACAUGAGCGUUCACACUGGAGAAAAGCCUUUCACCUGCCAACAGUGUGGGAAAGGUUAUACUCUAAAUAAAAACCUUCGAAUCCACAUGAGAAUUCAUUCUGGAGAGAAGCCUUUUCCCUGCCAACAGUGUGCAAAAAGUUUCACUGUAAAAGAAAAUCUUAAAAUACAUGAAAGAAUUCACACUGAAGAGAAGCCUUACAUAUGCUCUCAGUGUGGUAAGGGUUUUUCACAAAGAUCAGCAUUGUAUCCCCACAUGAGAACUCACACUGGAGAGAAGCCUUUCACAUGCCAGCAAUGUGGACAAAGUUUUACUUAUAGCAGAAUCUUUAAGGAUCACCUGAGAAUUCACACUGGAGAGAAGAAGCCUUUCAAAUGCCAACAGUGUGGAAAAGGUUUCUCUCAAAAGAGCUACAUUAAAUACCACAUGAGAGUUCACACUAGAGAGAAGAGCCUUCUCAGCUGCCACCAAUGUGAGAGAAGUUUCCCUAAUAAUGGGAGUCUUACAGUCCACAUGAAAACUCACAACAGAGAGAACGUGUUCACAUGCCAGCAGUGUGGAAAAACGUUCUUUCGAAAAUCUAAUCUUAAAAGCCAUAUGAAAGUUCACACCGAAGAAAAACCUUUCAUCUGCAAUCAAUGUGGAAAAAGUUUUAAACAUAGUUCAGCAUUUCAUCAACACAGGCGUAUUCACACUGGAGAGAAGCCUCACACCUGUCAACAGUGUGGAAAGAGUUUCAUUGAUAAAGGAAGCCUUACAGUUCACCUGAGAAUUCACACUGGAGAGAAGCCUUUCACAUGCACCCAGUGUGGGAAAAGUUUCUCUCGAAAGGUACACCUUAAAUCCCACAUGAGAAUUCACACCUGAGAAAAGACACAUCAGCCCUUCUCCGAUGACUGUUUGUGUCAUCAGUGUGGAGUGAGUUUCAUAGAUCGAAAACAUUGUAUGAAUCAUGUCUAAUUGGAGAGAAGCCUUUCAUGUGCCAUCACUGUUCAAUCACAGCAAACCUUAGGCUACAUUUUACUCGACACCAUGUGGUCAAAAAUGUAAAAAAAAGUUUUACGUGUACACAACAACCUUUUCAAAAUUAUUCUCUGUCACCUUGUUAGAAAUACAGGUUUUAAAUGAAUUUGAAAAAGCAAAUGAAUUUAAUAACUUUUAUAAUCAUUUUGAAUUGACGGGAAAUGGUAGCAUUGAUGAAUGUAGAGAUUUGCUUAGUUCAGUAAUAUGUGAUUAUACAAAG
Molecule: messenger RNA, 1888 nt
Organism: Carassius gibelio (silver crucian carp)
Lineage: Eukaryota; Metazoa; Chordata; Actinopteri; Cypriniformes; Cyprinidae
Product: gastrula zinc finger protein XlCGF57.1-like
Exons: 3
Coding region: 1-1512 (503 amino acids)
Biological process (GO): regulation of transcription by RNA polymerase II
Cellular component (GO): nucleus
Molecular function (GO): DNA-binding transcription factor activity, RNA polymerase II-specific; RNA polymerase II transcription regulatory region sequence-specific DNA binding
Source: RefSeq, a predicted model, not a curated record